CCCCACCCCCCUCCCGUGCACCAUUCGGGGCGGGGGCCAACGGCAAAGAGGUGGAGGCGACGGAUUGGCCGUUAACCGGCAGGUGGACCUGUUAGAAGCAACGCUUUCGUGACAAUCAAUGCGGAACGUGACUGUGCUGGCGGCGGCCUGCUUUUGUGUCCUCGCCAUCAUUAUCCCUUUCGGAUUGCAGCCUGGCCGCGAUCCCGGUAGCCUGUUCCAGUUUCGAGAGUGGACAACAGAUCAGUUCGAUAUUGUGAUCGGUAUACUGUCAGCUCGCCACCACCAUGGGUUACGUAAUGCACUCCGAAAUACCUGGCUGGGGCAUUUACAGCAUUUGAACCAGCGUGUCUUUGCAAAGUUUAUAAUUGGGACUUAUGGCUGCGACAUUCCUGAUGAGGACAGAGAGGAUCCCUACUCCUGUCAAUUACUCAACUUUACAAACCCAGUUAUAGGCCAGGAAAUUGAAGCUGUCAGUCUGUUCGGAACUCCUGCUUCAACACUGCUGGGAAGCAAGAUUUCAAAGAUUGACUUCCGCGUUCUCCAUCCCAUUAUUAUUACAAGAGUUGGGGUAUUCCAUGAUCAGGGAGGAGCAGGUUUUCAUCAGAAUCUCACUGUCCGACUCUACCAAACCACGCUGGAGGAGGUGAUUGCCAGUGCCCGCUUCAGUCCACUCAGCUCGGGAGUACAAGUGAACCAACUGUGGUAUAAACCAGUGGAAAGAUUCCUUUUACCUAAGGGCUUUGAAGGCACCAUUGCUUGGGAGAGCCAAGACUCUCAGUACCUCAUUACCACAAACCUCACUGAUGUCGUCCUUGACAGUGGAGGAGGUGUUCUUAGAUUCUCUGCAGCUCAGCUUCAGGCAGAGAAGCAGGUGAUUCAGGAUGGUUUUGGACAGAAUGUGGCCGCUGUGGCUGGGGGUUUUACCUACACCAUUCAUGAUGGUGCUACACUCUUGGAAAGCCUCACCACUAGGCCCAAGCGGUUUGAAAUCCACAAAAAUAAGCUCAGGGAAGAAGAUGCUGCCUUACAAAAAGAAAGCCAAACCUAUCAAGAUAUUGUUUUUGUAGAUGUAAUAGACACAUACAGAAAUGUGCCACACAAGUUGCUUCAGUUUUAUCAGUGGUCUGUGAAGACAACGAGUUUCAAGCUGCUACUAAAAACGGAUGAUGAUUGUUAUGUCGAUGUGGAGGCAGUACUGGACAGAGCCGGAGAGAGACUGGGAGCUACGAAUGUGUGGUGGGGAAAUUUCAGGCAGAAUUGGGCAGUGGAUGGAAGUGGGAAGUGGAUGGAGCUGGAAUACCCAAGUCUGGUCUAUCCGGAUUUUGCCUGUGGUUCUGGUUACGUCGUCUCUCACAACUUAAUUCAAUGGCUGGCAGAGAACGCCAAGACACUAAAAGUCUAUCAGGGUGAAGAUGUCAGCAUGGGUAUUUGGAUGGCUGCAGUUGGACCUCAGCGACAUCAGGAUCCUCGCUGGCUGUGUGAAAAGAAAUGUCUGCACGGUGCUCUAUCAUCCCCACAGUACUCUCCAAAGGAGUUGCUUGAGUUGUGGAAGAACAAGGAAGAGUGUGGAAACCCCUGUCACUGUCAAAAGUGAGAUUGUCAGUGAAUUCUCAGCAAGACACAGCAAAUGUCAAAGAUCUUUUUGGCUCGGGUAACCUGGACUGUGAGUCAGAACACCAUGCUUUGUUUCAUCUGCGGUUCGUCUUUCAUCAAAAGAUGAGGUAUCAGUCUUGACAAACCCGAUAACAGUUGGAUUGAAAUGACUGUGUUCAUAAAGGAACAACCUAUCUUGUCUUCUAAUUCCACUGGCCCUAUGGACUUUUAACUGCUACUGAGCUUGCCCCCAUUUUCAUUUUGGUUCUGAGCUGGUACUGUUCCACCUGUGUCAUUGGCUAGACACAGCCUUUAUGGGUGUUGCAAUUUAAGAAGUUGACAGAAGAAAAAAUAGAAAAACCUUCAUAUUUUUGUAAGUGAGGAAAAAAGUGUUCCAAAUCAUUUUCUAUUCUCCAUAUUCCACCAUAUUAAUUAGAUUCAAGAAAAGAAAUAAACAAUAUGAGCAGGAAAUAAAUAAUGAUUCAGGAAGAAAGGAGUGGAAAAUGUUUUAAGCAAUCAAUGUAGUAAAGUACAAAACACUGAAUUUAGUGGGUAUACACCUUAAUUGGCAGUAUUCCCCAGAGGCCUUAUUUUUUGUAUUGUGGUUACCAAUGACUUAAUGAAGAGAGUAUUAUAUAUUCAAACAAACAUGCUGAUAACACUAAAUUAGGUGAUAGAGGUGGGUAACAUUGAUGCACUCAGUUUGUAACUUUAAGACUGCAACUAGGAAAAACCGGCCAAAUGGGAGCUCAUGGUGGGCAAGUGAUGAAAAAAGCAAAUGGAUGGUCAAGGUUUGGAACGUGCUGCAAAGAAGCUUUGAAUUUCUACAGUGCAGCUUGUGGAUUUUACCAAUGCUGCUACUAUGGUGAAGGGAGUGAAUACUGGUGAUGGAUGAGGUGGCAAUCAAAUUGCUCCUUAGUACUGGAUUGUGUCAAUUUUCUUCGGUUUUUGGAGCUGCAAUGAUACUGGUAAGUAGGGAAUAUGCCAUCAUACUCCUGAUAUGUGCCUUUUAGGUGCUGGGCAGGUAAUGGGGAGUCAAGAUAUGAAUUAGUCACCACAAAAUUUCUAGCUUUUGACCUCUUGUAACUGGUCCAGUUCAAUCUUUCUUUGGUCAAACUUGAUUGAAUUUUCAGAGGACGUAACCAAAUAGAUUGAUUGGGGGCAGAUCGGUAGACAUUGUCUACAUCAACUUUAGUAAAGGCUUUGACAAGGUUCCACAUGAUGGAUUAAUUAGUAAAGUUAGAUCACAUGGGAUUAAUGGAAAACUUGCCAAUUAGAUGUAAAUUUGGCUUGAUGGUGGGAGACAGAGGGGGUUGUUUUUCAGUCUGAAGGCCUGAGACAGGACUGUUCUGCAGGGGUCAGUGCUGUGUCCAGUUUUGUUUGUCAUUUUAUAUAAAUGAUUUGGAUGAGAAUUUAGGAGGCAUGGUUAGUAAGUUUGUAGGUGACAUGGUAUAAUCAACUGUGAAGGUGAUUAUCCAAGAUUAGAAAGGGAUCUUGAUCAGUUGGGAUAAUAGGCUAAAAAGUGGCAGAUGGAGUUUAAAUUUAUCUAAAUGAACAAGGGCAGGAUUUGUAUAGUUAAUGGGUAGUGUUGUAGAACUGAGACUUAGGGGUUCAGAUAAAUAGUUCUUUGAAGUUUUCAUCACAGGUAGACAGGGUGGUUAAGAAGGUGUACGUAACAUGUUUGCUUUCAUGCUCAGACCAUUGAGUAGAGGAGUUGGGAUAUCAUGUUGUGGUGAUACAGGAUGUUAAUGAGGCCACUUAUGGAGUACAGUCCUGGUUGCUCUGCUGCAGGAAGGAUAUUAAAUUGGAGAGGAUUCAGAAAAGAUUUGAGAAUGUUGUUUGAGUUAUAAGGAGAGACUGAGACCUUUUUUUUACUGGAAUGUAGGAUGUUGAGGGGUUACUUUGUAGAGGUUUAUAAAAUUGUGAGGGGCAUAGAUAAGGUGAAUAGCAAAGGUGUUUCCCCUUAGGGUGGACGAGUUCAAAGCUAGAAGUCAUACUUUUAAGAUGAGAGGAGAAAGAUUUAAAAGGGACAUGAUUUCUUUUUAAACACAGUGAUUUGUGUGUGGAAUGAACUGCCUGAGGAUGUGUAAAUGCAGGGACAGUUACAACAUUUAAAAGACAUUUGGAUUGGUUUUAUGAAUAGGAAAGGUUUAGAGGGAUAUGGGUCAUACAGUCAAGUGGGACAAGUUUCGUUUGGGAAACGUGGUCAGCGUGGAUGAAUUGGAGCGAAGGGUCUGUUUCUGUGCUGGAUGACUGAGUUAGGAUAUUCAACUCAAAAAGCGAGCCAGGCUUCCUCAGGGUAGGUCUAGGCACCACGUUGAGAGGCAACUGAGAUUAGGACAGCUAACCCCUGCUGCUAGGGUGAAGGGACUCAGGAUAUUUACAUGGUACAUGGAAUGGUUCAGAAGUGAUCUUAUUGAAAGACUUAUUAUCUUCUCAGGAAAUAGUAAAGUUCAAUAUUAGCACAAACCGAUGAGAAAAACUUUAAGCUAAGACAAAAAGUGCCUACAAGUUUACCAGCUUCAUACUGUGAGGGUGGUAAUUUACAAUAGCCUAUCCAGCAAUGAGGGGAAGAGCAGGAUGCUGGUGGCAGAAGCUAUUGUAAACAAAGUUUGUUGGGAAGUGUGCCCUUUGCAGAUCAGUGAGUAGCAAUUAGACUGGAUAUCAGUUUGCUUCAGUACAAAUUCUUGGUUGGGUCUUACACUCAGGGCCAGUUUAUUGGAAAUGAAACAACCCAACAUGAGAUGGAACUUGUUGGCCCUGACAGUAGUUUAUACUGUUGCACUGCUGGUGGAUCCUGAUUAAACAGAAAGCUGUGCUUCUGGUUGCAUUCAUACCACGUCACUAGUAGCUCCUUCUCUAAGGAGUCAGCUCCUUUCUUUGCCUUUGAUAACGUGAUGAUAUCUAACCAGACCAGAUAUAGAUAACUUUCCUUCGAGGUGAAGGUCAUUCACAUUGCUACAGGUGUCAUACAAAAUGCAAUAGAACUGUUUCACAAUUAUGCAUAUUGCCAUUGUCCUAUAUAAGUUGGGCAUUUAGUAAAAUUUAGUCUUCAGUAUGAUGUAACCAUAUUGCAGUUUCAGAAUGGUAACACUAAAUAAAGGAAUAAAAACAUGCCUCCAGCAAAAACCUUUUAUU
This is a messenger RNA of Hemiscyllium ocellatum (epaulette shark), 4731 nucleotides long. It is a transcript of the gene b3galnt2, whose product is annotated as beta-1,3-N-acetylgalactosaminyltransferase 2. Gene Ontology annotation, molecular function: hexosyltransferase activity. The transcript has 12 exons. Gene Ontology annotation, cellular component: membrane. Bases 119 to 1594 code for a protein of 491 amino acids. The record is from RefSeq and is a predicted model, not a curated record. Lineage: Eukaryota; Metazoa; Chordata; Chondrichthyes; Orectolobiformes; Hemiscylliidae.